AUGCUGAGAAAACUAGCUCUUAUACUUGUUGUCGCCGCUUGCGGCUCCAGCAUGGAAAUGCAGGAGACCGUCGAACGAAUGGUGAUGGUUCGCACUACGGGCUCUGACCUUCAACCCGCGGCCACGGGAUACAUAUACAAAAAGCAGAACGAUGGAAAGGAGAGUGUUAUCGAAAUGGGUGAAAGUGAGGUCAUGAAACAUUUAUCGAAGCUAUACGAACAACCGAAAGCCUUUGCGGCUCCCAUCCCAAUUAGAAAAGGACACAGUUUAGCCAAAGAUAAAGAUGAAACCGAAUCUGAGACACGCAGCGAAGAACGUAUAAUUCCUGUCAAAGAAAAACAAGAAGACCGCGUCGAUGGAAUAGUCGAUGAAGACUAUAAAAAGAUUUUCGAUGAUUAUUUGAAAAAGUACGGCAACAACAAUGCGUAUGACGAUUACGUCCGCAGUUUGAAGAACUUCGGAGGUGGACUGUAUGAUGGAUUUAAAGGGGACGACAAACAUGAAGACGGUGGAUAUGCAGAAUAUAAGAAGAGGCAUAAUUACGGGAACGGCAACGCCGGUGACUAUCACAAUGCAAACUAUAAAAGUUACGCAUUCUCAGACAAAAGUCUCAAAGAGGGUCACGAUGGCGCCAAAGAUUACAAGAAACUCUAUAGGCACGAUGACCACCAUGAAGAAUAUGGACAGAAAUCUGAAGAAAAGGAUGACGUCCUUGGAACUCACAAAGUCUUCGAUAAAAAUAACAAACAAGAAAUAGACCAUAAAAUCUAUGACGAUGAUGACAAAUUCGGUUUCAGUAAAUUCACAGAUGGACAUAAAUAUCACGAAGAUGACAGAGGAUACGAAAAUGGUGGUUCGUACGAGUCAGGACAUCACGCCGACUUCGGGAAAAAAGAUCACCAUAAUGAUGGAUCAAGACAAAGUGAUGAGAACCAUUCCGCUGAAGAAAAAGACACAUCAAGCGAGCACCACGACGAAUACGGAUACAAGAGCCGACAGCCUGCUGGCCACGGCUACGGCUUCGAGAUCAAGCACUAA
This is a messenger RNA of Melitaea cinxia (Glanville fritillary), 1038 nucleotides long. Its product is annotated as sarcoplasmic reticulum histidine-rich calcium-binding protein-like. NCBI's taxonomy places the organism in Eukaryota, Metazoa, Arthropoda, Insecta, Lepidoptera, Nymphalidae. The transcript has a single exon. The record is from RefSeq and is a predicted model, not a curated record. The coding region runs from base 1 to 1038 and encodes 345 amino acids.